Symbiodinium necroappetens is the source of this 1149-nucleotide messenger RNA. The record is from the annotation of a GenBank genome assembly. Lineage: Eukaryota; Dinophyceae; Suessiales; Symbiodiniaceae.
AUGUUGCUGGGAUCCUUCUUUUGGGGCUACCUUGCUGGCAACAUGUGUGCUGGUCCCGUGUCGUCGCGGUACGGUGCAGGGCUGGUCUUAGCGUUUGCUGCGAUCUCUUGGAGCUCCCUUGCGAUUGCCAUUCCGAUGGCCUCCGAUCUCGGAUUCUGGCAUGUCUGGCUUCUCCACAUUCUGCUGGGAUUAGCGGCAUCGCCGGUCAUGCCCACCACCAUGCAACUGAUCUCCGCCUACGUGCCGGCAUCUGAACGCGGAUGCUCGCUUGCUGCACGGGCAUUGGCCUUCCGCUUUGGGCAAAUCGUGGCAUCCGUUUUGGCGCCACUAAUCUGCUCGCAGGCAGGCUGGCGAGCGAGCUUCUGCAUCUUUGGCACAGUCAGCUUUCUGUUUUCCAUGCUGUGGCUUGGCUUUGCGAUGACGAAGAAAGACAGCAGAAUUGAAGUCCGGAAGACUUGCCAGGGCGACGACUCCUCGGAAGAGCCAGUCCAAGGCGUCAAGUCGGACCACUGCUUCUUACCGCUGCAUGCGUUGAGAAAGAGAGGUUUUCUUGCACUCCUGGUGGUGCACUGCAGCAACAAUUUCGCCAUGUACACCAUUAUGUCAUGGGGUCCCUCCUACUUCACGGAGGUGCUGCAGCUGCCCCUCGAAAGUGUCGGUCUCUACCUCAUGCUACCUGCCGCAUUUUCAGGUGUUGGCUCCGUGAUUGGCGGACUAAUCACGGACUGGCUUCAGAGCCGUCGCUGGCCGCCGUUGGCCAUGCGCCGAUGGAUUUUAUGCCCUGCAGCCUUGGGGGCUGGCGUGUCACUUGUGAUCUUCGGAAUCAUGCGAGAUGCAAUGACAGCCAGCCUUGCCAUUACGCUUGCGGCCUUGUCGAUAGGUGUUUUGGACACAGCACAGAACACGGUCUACCUUGACGUUGCCCCAACCAAUGCGGCGGCUCUUGUCAGCCUUGGCAAUGCCAUCGCCACGUUACCGGGCGCCGCGGGGCCUGCUCUUGUGGCGGCGCUGCUGCAAGCAACAGGGCUUUGGCCGUUGGUCUGGGGCAUCAUUGCAGCCUGCCUGGUCGUUUCUGCCAUCGUUUUUGCCGCAUUCGGAUCAGUGGAUGACCUGGAGAAAAAGCUCUCCCCGAAGUACAUGCAAGUGUGA